AAGAAGAAGUGCCUCAGAAUAAAAAUGGCGGAGACUGGUAAACGUGAAGUUGAUUUUGCGGACAGAAAUGAAACUGAUACUUCUAAGGCCAAACGACUAAAGAAUGACCCGAAUAGUGACCAAGAUAAUCACAAUGAAUCAGCAUCUGCAAAUCCUUUGUUCGGAUUUAAAACAACAAGGGUUCUGCGGGACUCUGCACGGGAGAAAAAUAUGUUCAUACACGGAAAGUUGAACGACCAGGAUGCGGUCAUCAUUCUGGAGAAGACCCCUAUUAGGGAAGACACCCUGUUGGAGAUUUUCAAUGGCUCCAGACUGAAGUUGGACAUGAGGAAUGAUAUCUACAGCACGUAUCAACUCCAACCCCCUGCUCAUUUGAAUGAGAUGAAGACCACAGUGGUGUGUCCGGCCACAGAGAAGCAUGUGAAGAAAUACCUGCGCCAGGAGACCUACUUGGUGCAGGAGACUGGGGAGGACUACCGCUCUAUCACCCUACCUUACAUUCAGAGUCAGAGCUUCAGUGUACAGUGGGUGUACAACAUCUUGGAGAAGAAAGCGGAGGCAGAGCGCAUCGUUUAUGAGGACCCAGACCAGGACGUCGGCUUUGUCCUGCUCCCAGACUUCAAGUGGGAUCAAAAGCAGUUGGAUGACUUGCAUUUGAUUGCCAUCGUUCAUCGAAGGGACAUCAAAAGUUUGCGAGGCCUGACAGCGCUGCAUCUGCCAUUGCUGACUAACAUCCGCAAGAAGGGAGAGGAGAGCAUUCUGAAGCGGUACGGUGUGGCAGCCAGUAAGCUGAAAGUGUACCUCCACUACCAACCGUCCUACUACCACCUCCACAUCCACUUCAAUGCCCUGAGCUACGAGGCCCCGGGCUGCGGGGUGGAGCAUGCCCACCUGCUUUCGGACGUCAUCCAGAACCUCCAGGCAGACUCCCAGUACUACCACAGUCGCUCCCUCUCCUUCCCCCUGCGGGCUGACCAAGGCCUGCUCAGCAAGUUCAAGGAUGCUGGCAAGCUGUAGUGUCUAGACGCCCAAACACGACAACACUACUACGGAAGGACCUCAGAGGGAUGAACACGUUGGGAAUGGUGGUGGUUUGGAACUCUGGCCUUUUCACAAUUGAAUUUGCUAAAAUCCUGUAUCUUCUCUUCUCCGUCCUCUCUCGCCUCCUUUUUAAAAAGGUCAUGGAGAGGCAGCGAAGAGAGGUAAAUGUGGACGAAAAUAUGCUUGUAUGAAAUUACUCCUCCAUUCGCGUGUUGCAUGAAUGACGUUUACAGGGGUAAAUCUAAAAAUACAUGUGGUAAGUGAUAAAGACAAAUAAAGUUAGUUGUGCCAGACAUUUUAUAGAUAAAACGAUAAGUAGCAUAUUGAUUUUCAAUGUGUGCAUGCUUUUCUCCUCAGAAAAAAACUAACGCUGAUUCAAAGCGGGUUUGGCAGAUUUCAGAACUCUUCCACGAAGGGAACGAAUUGAUAUCUCCUCAACCACUUAUCGGGUUCCUGGUCAUGGAGGAGAGAGGGUGGAGGACAGACUUUUUCCCAAAUGAGAAAAGGCCACAAAUGUCCGUCACUUUGACAUUCACUUACAAACCAAAAAUCAGUAUUAGAAAAUAUUCAUGCAGAUUGUUUUCUAAUAAUUUAGCCAGAUACUGUACAUACAGUGCCUGAAAGUAUUCAUACCCCUUGAUUUAUUCUACAUUUUGUUACAGCCUGAAAAAAAAGUCUCACGUAUUCACACCGCUGAGUCAAUACAUGUUAGAAUCACCAGCGAUUACAGCUGCGAGUCUUUCUGGGUACGUUUCUAAGGACUUUGCACACUUGGAUCGUACAAUAUUUGCCCAUUAUUCUUUUCAGAAUUCUUCAACCUCAAGUUGGUUGUUGAUCAUUGCUUGACAACCAUUUAAGUCUUGCCAUAGAUUUUCAAGCAUAUUUAAGUGAAAACUAACUCAGCCACUCAAACAUUGUGUGUUGGUAAGAAACUGCAGUGUAGACUUGGCCCUGUGUUUUAGGUUAUUGUCCUACUGAAAGGGGAAUUCACCUCCCAGUCUGGUGGAAAGCAGACAACCAGGUAUCCCUCUAGGAUUUUGCCUGUGCUUAGCUCCAUGAUGUUUUUAUUUUUUAUCCUGAAAAACACCCCACUCCUUAACGAUUACAAGAAUACCCAUAACAUGAUGAAUCCACCAAUAUGCUUGAAAAUAUUAAGAGUGGUACUCAGUAAUAUGUUUGGGGCAAAUCCAAUACAACACUUUAUAUUCUGGACAAAAAAUGAAUUGCUUUUCCACAUUUUUUGGCACUAUUACUUUAGUCUCUUGUUGCAAACAGGAUGUAUGUUUUUGGAAUAUUUUUCAUUCUGUACAGGCUUCCUUUUCACACUCAAUUAGGUUAGUAUUGUGGAGUAAAUACAAUGUUGUUGAUCCAUCCUCCCUUUUCUCUUAUCACAGCCAUUAAACUCUGUAACUGUUUUAAAGUCACUAUUGGCCUCAUGGUGAAAUCCCUGAGCGUUUAGGAAGGACACCUGUAACUUUAGUGACUGUGUGUGUUGAUACACCAUCCAAAGUGUAAUUAUUAACUUCACUAUGCUCAAAGUAAUAUUUGAUGUCUUUUUUUUUUUUUACCCAUCUACCAAUUAGGUUCCCUUCUUUGUGAGGCAUUGGAAAACCUUUGUGGUUGAAUCUGUGUUUGAAAUUCACUGCUCGACUGAGGGACCUUACAAUUAUCUGUAUGUGUGAGGUACAGAGAUGUAGCCAUUCAAACAUCAUGUUAAACAUUUAUUGCACGGAGUGAGUCCAUUAAAUUUCUGUGACUUAAGCAAAAAAACAUACUCCUGAACUUUAGGCUUCCCAUAACAAAGGAGUUGAAUACUUAUUGACUCAAGACAUUUAAGCUUUUAAUUUCUACCAAAAAAUCUAUUUAAUCUGUUUUAAAUUCAGGCUGUAACACAAUUUUGAAAAAGUCAAGGGGUGUGAAUACUUUCUGAAAGCACUGUAUUUGUUUCUCUGUAGCCUAUAGAUUAUUUUGUUUUUAAUACAAGUCCUGAGGAUUGAGGUUCAACUGUAGUUGUACUGUAUUGCCUUGGUGGAUUCAGAAUUUGCAGUUGCUCAUUUUUUGUUAAACUUUUUAAAAAUAUAUUUGUUGAACAGAAAUAAAGAAUUGUACAACCAUU
This is a messenger RNA of Oncorhynchus nerka (sockeye salmon), 3157 nucleotides long. RefSeq names its product decapping enzyme, scavenger (gene dcps). Gene Ontology annotation, biological process: deadenylation-dependent decapping of nuclear-transcribed mRNA. Lineage: Eukaryota; Metazoa; Chordata; Actinopteri; Salmoniformes; Salmonidae. The record is from RefSeq and is a predicted model, not a curated record. Gene Ontology annotation, cellular component: P-body; nucleus. Bases 25 to 1017 code for a protein of 330 amino acids. The transcript is spliced from 6 exons. Gene Ontology annotation, molecular function: RNA 7-methylguanosine cap binding; hydrolase activity.